Messenger RNA from Bubalus bubalis (water buffalo), 1939 nucleotides. It is a transcript of the gene WARS2, whose product is annotated as tryptophanyl tRNA synthetase 2, mitochondrial. Gene Ontology annotation, cellular component: mitochondrion; mitochondrial matrix. The record is from RefSeq and is a predicted model, not a curated record. The transcript has 6 exons. Bases 674 to 1711 code for a protein of 345 amino acids. Gene Ontology annotation, molecular function: ATP binding; tryptophan-tRNA ligase activity. NCBI's taxonomy places the organism in Eukaryota, Metazoa, Chordata, Mammalia, Artiodactyla, Bovidae. Gene Ontology annotation, biological process: mitochondrial tryptophanyl-tRNA aminoacylation.
AGAAAUGUCAUUUUGGGGCCCCUAUUUGCAAUUUCAGGGUCCCCCAAAGAACCUGUACCUUCCUGCUUUUGCCUCCUCAUCUGAGUUACUAAAUUCUGGUAACUUAGAUAAUUCAGAUGUCCUUACUUAAAGCUGAAUGACUGGCUUGUGUGUGAGACUUGGAACCCAUGUUAGGAAUUCUGUAUCAGAUGUAAUAAGUGAAGAUCCAGAUUUCAGAUUUAAUGGCUUGUUUUACAAGUAAAAAGUAAAAGAUGUAAGGGAAAGGACGGCAAGGACAGACAGUGCUUGAAAAAGAAAAGGAAAAAGACUUCUAGUCUUUUAUUUUUCUAAGAGAAGAAACUGGUGAUGACACUCUCCUUUAGUCAGUAAUUAUAGUUGGAGCACCUGUGGUAUACAGAAGCAUGAGACUAGUAAAGUGUAACUUUUUCACUGGGAAGACUGUUUUAUUAUCCUUUAUUUAAAAAAUAGCAUGGGCUUGUUUAUAUUUUAAAUCAGUGAACUGAUAUUCCAAAUCAGUUGUUUCCUAGUGAGGGGAAGUUGAAAUAAUUCUGAUACUAAAAGAUACAUUCUGCUCAACUUGCCAGUUAAUGUCAGGAGUUUGCUGUUUCAUUACCACCAGGGACACUGGUAGGACCAAAGCAUUUUCCUCCAGGUUGCUUUUGGUUGUUUGGAAAUGUCACAGUGGAAGCCCUGGCCCCUUGAACCAGAGCAACAGCAGAAAGAUGCCGUGAAGCGAAUAUUCUCGGGCAUUCAGCCUACAGGAAUCCCCCACCUCGGCAACUAUCUGGGAGCCAUUGAGAGCUGGGUGAGGUUACAGGACGAGCACGACUCUGUGCUGUACAGUAUUGUUGACCUGCAUUCCAUCACUGUCCCCCAGGACCCAACCAUCCUCCGGCAGAGCAUCUUGGACAUGACUGCUGCCCUUCUCGCUUGUGGCAUCAACCCAGAGAAGAGCAUCCUUUUCCAGCAAUCUCAGGUGUCUGAGCACACACAAUUAAGUUGGAUCCUUACCUGCAUGGUCAGAUUACCUCGAUUACAACAUUUACACCAGUGGAAGGCAAAGACUGCCAAGGAGAAGCAGAAUGGAACCGUGGGGCUGCUCACAUACCCAGUGCUCCAGGCAGCUGACAUUCUGCUGUACAAGUCCACACACGUUCCUGUUGGGGAGGAUCAAGUCCAGCACAUGGAGCUAGUUCAGGAUCUAGCACAGAGUUUUAACAAGAAGUAUGGGGAGUUCUUCCCAGUACCCAAGUCCAUUCUGACAUCAAUGAAGAAGGUCAAGUCCCUGCGUGAUCCCUCUGCCAAAAUGUCGAAAUCAGACCCUGAUAAACUGGCCACUGUCAGAAUAACCGACAGCCCAGAGGAGAUAGUGCAGAAGUUCCGCAAGGCUAUGACGGACUUCACCUCGGAGGUCACCUACGAGCCUGCCAGCCGAGGAGGCGUGUCCAACCUGGUGGCCAUUCACGCAGCGGUGGCUGGGCUCCCCGUGGAGGAGGUGGUCCGCCGCAGCGCUGGGAUGGACACUGCUCGAUACAAGCUGGUGGUGGCAGAUGCUGUGAUUGAGAAAUUUGCUCCAAUUAAGAGUGAGAUUGAAAAACUGAAGAUGAACAAGGACCACUUAGAGAAAGUUUUGCAAGUUGGGUCGGCAAAAGCCAAAGAAUUAGCAUAUCCCGUGUGCCAGGAGGUGAAGAAAUUGGUGGGCUUUCUGUAAGAAGUUUCAGUGAGUCACAAAAAGACUUUUCUAUCUUGUGGUCUGUGCACUCCGAUAAAGGCAGCUUUUCUCAUAAGCAAACAAUUAGAGUUUAGCAACACAUAAUUUGGUACAUCUGAUCAUUGGUUUCAUUUGAUGAAUAAUGAUUUGUAGGUUUCAAAUAAAGCAGUGUUCUGAAACCCAAAUUCUCUAGCAAAAAAAAAAAAAAGAAAUAACACCCAGAAGGCA